Pichia kudriavzevii is the source of this 2733-nucleotide messenger RNA. RefSeq lists its product as uncharacterized. Gene Ontology annotation, cellular component: cytoplasm; COPI vesicle coat. Gene Ontology annotation, molecular function: structural molecule activity. Gene Ontology annotation, biological process: endoplasmic reticulum to Golgi vesicle-mediated transport; intra-Golgi vesicle-mediated transport; intracellular protein transport. The coding region runs from base 1 to 2733 and encodes 910 amino acids. The transcript has a single exon. NCBI's taxonomy places the organism in Eukaryota, Fungi, Ascomycota, Pichiomycetes, Pichiales, Pichiaceae. The record is from RefSeq and is a predicted model, not a curated record.
AUGAGGAACAUUUUGAUCACAAUGAUCAAUUCCGAUCCCAUGCCUGAACUUUUGAUGCACAUCAUUAGAUAUGUGAUGCCUUCCAAAGAUAAGAAACUAAAGAAGCUAUUAUACUUUUACUGGGAAAUUUGUGAAAAGUAUGACUCGGAAGGGAAGCUUAGACAUGAAAUGAUUUUGGUUUGUAACGCUAUUCAAAGAGAUUUACAACAUCCUAAUGAAUUUAUCAGGGGUAAUACAUUGAGAUUUUUGAACAAGCUGAAGGAGCCAGAAUUGUUGGAAACGUUGGUUCCAAAUUGUCGAUCCUGCUUAGAACAUCGUCACGCUUACGUUAGAAAGAAUGCUGUUUUUGCAAUUUACUCCAUCUAUAAAGUCUCUGAUCAUUUGAUUCCAGAUGCUCCUGAAUUAAUUCUUGAUUUCCUCAAUAUUGAAAACGAUGCUACUUGUAGAAGAAAUGCCUUUGUUUGUUUGAGUCAGUUGAAUAGAGAAGCUUCUUUGUUGUAUAUUCAAGAACAACAGUUGGAAUCUUUAGAUCCAUUGAUUCAACUAGCAAUCAUUGAAUUUAUUCGUAAAGAUGCGUUACAACACAAUGAAUUAAGACAGCAAUACUUACAGAUUGUCACCGCAUUACUCGACUUUGGUAAUACGGCUGUUGCCUAUGAAGCAGCCACUACAUUAAGUGUGCUGAGCUCUUCCCCUGCUUCAGUUAAAAAUGCAGCUAAUAAGUUUGUUGAGUUGGCUAUCAAGGAGUCAGAUAUUAACGUCAAAUUGAUUGCGCUGGAAAGAAUCAGUGAAUUGCAUUCUGAAAAUGAGGGGGUUCUAGACGAUGUUUGUUUGGAUAUCUUGAAAGUAUUAUCUUCCCCAUCCGUUGAUGUUAGAAAUAAAGCCAUUGAAAUUGGUUUGAAACUUGUUUCAUCAAAAAAUGUUGAGGAUGUUAUCAAAUUGUUGAAAAAGGAGUUGCAAAGAACCACAAACUCCAAUGAGGAUAAAACAACUGAAUACAGACAAGCUCUAAUCAGUGCAAUUCAUUCUAUUGCAAUCAAGUUUCAUGAGAUUGCCUCCUCUGUUGUUGACUUACUAUUGGAAUUCAUUGGGGAAUUGAACACAUCGGCAGCCACUGAAGUGAUAACUUUUGUUAAACAGGUAAUUGAUAAAUACCCAGACUUAAGAAGUAACAUCAUCAAUAGACUAUUGGUUUCCUUAUCUAAUGUAAAAUCAGGGAAAGUGUAUAGAGGCUCUCUCUGGAUCCUAGGUGAAUACUGCAUUGAAGAACCCGACGUUCAGGCUACUUGGAAACACAUCAGAACUAAUAUUGGUGAGAUUCCUAUACUUGGAGCAGAAAAAAAAGCAAAUGGGUUUGAAGCUGAAGAGGAUGAUCUUGAGGCUAAGAGUGAAAAUAGAAGUGCAACAAAACCAAAAGUCCUAGCUGAUGGUACUUAUGCAACAGAAAGUGCAUAUGAUGAGCCAAAGAAGGAUAGCACAGUCGCAUCUUCCAAGCACUAUAAAACCCCAAUUAGAAGUUUCAUUUUAGAUGGUGAUUUUUAUUUGGCCUCUGUUUUGGCAUCAACAUUAGUCAAAUUAUUACUGAGACUAAACAAACUUUCAGGUAGAAAAGAUUUAUUGAACGCCUUAAAAGCCGAAGCUAUGCUUAUAAUGGUUUCUAUUCUAAGAGUUGGUGAGUCCUCCUUUGUUAAAAAGAAAAUUGAUGAAGAUUCAUCUGAGAGAAUCAUGUCCUGUAUUAGGUUUUUAUCUGAAGAGGAAACCAAUGUUAAACUGCUUGAAGAUGCAUUUUUGGACAGUACCAUCGAAGCCUUCCACCAGCAAGUUGAUGGUCAGGUCGAAGCAGAAAUCGAAAAACUGAGCUCUACACAUCUAAAUGCAGAACAAGUUGAUGAUCCUAUUGCUUUCAGACAGUUCAGUAAUAAGGAUGCUAAAGUCAUUGGGGAUGAUGAAAAGGAGCUGAUGGCCGUUCAAGGCGGAUCUACUCAAAAGGAAGAUUUGUCUUCCAGGUUGAACAAGAUUGUUCAGUUAACUGGUUUCUCUGAUCCUGUUUAUGCAGAGGCAUAUGUUAAAGUUCACCAAUUUGAUGUCACUUUGGAUGUUCUGAUUGUCAACCAAACUACGACUACAUUGCGUAACCUAAGUGUAGAAUUUGCAGCACUUGGUGACUUGAAGGUCAUUGAUAAACCAUCUUCCAGUAACAUUCCUCCACAUGGCUUCCAUAGGACACAAACUACUGUUAAGGUUUCAAGUGCGGAUACCGGUGUGAUUUUUGGUAACAUUGUAUACGAUGGUCAGCACGCUGACCAGAGUACAAUUGUUAUUUUGAGUGACGUCCAUAUUGAUAUCUUGGACUACAUCAAGCCAGCUACCUGUACAGAAGCUCAAUUUAGAAAGAUGUGGAACGAGUUUGAAUGGGAGAACAAAAUUAGUGUUAACUCUUCUUUGCCUACUCUAAAGGAAUACUUGGACGAAUUGUUGAAGAGCACCAAUAUGAAUAACCUAACCCCAGGCUCGAUCAUUGGUGAUUGCCAAUUUUUGUCUGCUAAUCUUUAUUCUCGAUCUACAUUUGGUGAAGAUGCGCUUGCUAACUUGUGUAUUGAAAAAAGCGUAGACGGUCCUAUUGUUGGACAUGUGAGAAUCAGGUCCAAGGGACAAGGACUUGCCCUCAGUCUGGGUGAUAAAGUUGCUGCGGUUGCAAGAAAGAACAGCAAUAUAGCUGUCACAGAAGUAUAA